CCUCAUCCGAUCAUAAUCUACACGUAUUACAAACAUCAUCCUCAUGGUCAAACUUAUUCUCUUCGUUGUAGCUUCUUGUUUGGCUGGCGCAUACUCUGCUCCAAUGGCAUUAACAAAUGAUAAUAUCAUAUCCAAUGAAAAGCGCGAGGGUGAUCCUGGAAUUGCAUCCGUUGUCGAGAGCUUGUUUGGGGAUAUGGCCUCCGGUGGUUCAUUUCGUGCUGGAAGUAAUGGUGAUGGUGGCCCUAGAGGUUAUGCACUUGGAGCCAUUGGCCAGAGCUUAGUUGGGGAUAUGAGCCUCAGUGAUGCAUCUCCUGGUGGUAGUAAUGGUGAUGGUCGCCCUAAAGGUUAUGAACUUGGAGCCAUUACCCAGAGCUUGUUCGGCGGAAUGUCUGGAAGAGGAUGAUUUAUCAAAUGGAAACAAAAUCUAUGGUAGAAGUAUUAUUUGAUAUUGUCGGUGAUUAAUUGGCCAAGUCUUAUUUUACCCAUUAUAUCUUUUUUUUCUCUUUUUUUAUUAUACCCAUUUCCUUUCCUCUCUUAUCUUCCUAUCUGCUCUGAUAAUAAAAUAACAUGAUCCUUACUCAACAGUCUACAUUAAUUAUACACGUAAAAAUAAAAAUAAAAAAAAU
Molecule: messenger RNA, 626 nt
Organism: Halteromyces radiatus
Lineage: Eukaryota; Fungi; Mucoromycota; Mucoromycetes; Mucorales; Cunninghamellaceae
Exons: 1
Coding region: 44-403 (119 amino acids)
Source: RefSeq, a predicted model, not a curated record